Messenger RNA from Nelumbo nucifera (sacred lotus), 478 nucleotides. Lineage: Eukaryota; Viridiplantae; Streptophyta; Magnoliopsida; Proteales; Nelumbonaceae. The record is from RefSeq and is a predicted model, not a curated record.
ACCCGUAUUCCACAUCCAUGCAAUUAGCUGUACCUUAAUAUGUCGAAGAAAGUUAUAGUGUCAGUGGACCUCUUUUGUUCCAAGUGCAAGAAGAAGGUGAUGAAAUUAGUUGCAGGAAUAGAAGGGAUAAGUUCCAUUGUCCUCGACUCAUCCAAAAGGACAGUUACCGUAAUUGGAGAAGCCGAUCCAGUUGAUAUAAUAAAAAAGGUGAGGAAAUUCAGAAAAUCUGCAGAGAUUGUGAGCAUUGUCCCUUCCAAGGAAGAGAAGAAGGAUGAGAAGAAAGAUACCAACCCUUAUCUUCCAAAGACAUGCCAUAGAUGUGAAGAGUGGUAUGUGAUUGGUGAAGAUUACAAUUACUGUUCCAUCUUAUAGGUUCUCAUCUUUCUGAGUAAGAAAGAAACUCACGAUUCACUGAUUUCUUUGGAAUUUUCACUCUAUCAGCUUUAAUUUACAUAAUGUUCUUGAGUUUUAGUUUGUU